AGACCAGAGUCGAGGAUUGGCCCCGCCCACUACAAAUGUCUUGUUGUGGCCAUUUUACUCUGGGUUCCUUGGAAAUUAAAUACCCUCUUUUAGCUGUGCUUCAGCGUGACAUUUAAAGGACAACUGCUGGUUUUAUGAGGUGCUGAAGAAAGGACAACGACGAGGAGCGGAGUCAGUGGAUAGGCAUGGACUUUGAACGGAGAGGCGGACGAGGGGAUCGUAUAGGUCGUUAUGCCAACGCCCACAAUGAUCACAACUUUCGGGACAUGGACUACCGCGGCUACGGCCAAGAGGAUGAGGAGGCAGUAUAUGAUGUCAGGGGGGACAGACUUUAUGGUCACGAUGAGCAGCUGCUGGGUGUCUGCGACUUCACACCGGGUAGUCUCCAAAAUCACCCGGGUAGUCUCCAAAAUCACCCGGGUUUUCAGCAGAGAGGAGAUAACAGAGGGGACAUUGGGUGUGAGGGGAAAGGACUCCUUUGGCCUCCGUCACCUCAGCUGCAGCCGGAACGAGCGCAUCCCAUGCUCCAGAGAGAGGAGGAGGGAUCCAGACGGGAGUUUGAGCAGUUGCGGACUGGCCUGCAGGAAAGGGGUCGGGGAAAAGGUGGAAGAGGGUUCCCAGAGAACAGCGCCCCACAUUUAGGGAGUAGAGAGAGCAACUGGGGCCAGGAUGGUCCACAUUCUGAGCAGAUGGAAUCGAGUACGGGAAGACCGAGGGAGGAGGACAGGUUCUCUCGUGUGGCGGGAAAGAGAAGGGAGCAUAGUAGUGGAAACGCCGGCCCUGAUUUGUCCCUUGAGGAGAUGGACCAGAGGGACCAGGACUACCGUGCAGAUCCAGAUUAUAACCAGAGGCCCAGCAACAUCAUAAUGCUUCGCAUGCUGCCACACAGUGCCACCACCAAUGAGAUUCGGGCACAACUCCAGGAGCAGGGCAUCCAGCCAAGAGAAGUUCGCCUUAUGAGGAACAAAUCUUCAGGUCAGAGCCGAGGAUUCGCCUUCGUCGAGUUUAAUCUCAUACAGGAGGCCACCCGCUGGAUGGAGACCAACCAGGGAGUGCUUUCAAUUCUGGGGCAGAGAGUGUCCAUGCACUUCAGCGACCCCAAACCACGUGCCAAUGAGGACUGGCUCUGCAACAAGUGUGGUGUGCAAAACUUUAAAAGGAGGGAGAAGUGCUUCAAGUGCAGCGUGCCUAAAACAGAGGCUGAGCUGAAGCUUCCCCAGUUGCAGAGGGAUUUGCCUGUUGGUCUUCAAAAGGAGGGAGCCCAGGGCUUACUGCCUUUGCCAGCACCCUACCACUCUUCUACUCCUUCUGUCGCCCCCGGUCAAGCCACACAGCAGGCAGACGUUGCCAAUGACACUCUUAUACUUAGGAAUCUCGGCCCACAUACGUCAGUGGAAGCCAUUUUGUCUGCGUUGGCUCCAUUUGCUACCCUCUCCCCUUCCAACGUUCGCCUAAUCAAGGACAAGCACACGCAUCUCAACCGGGGCUUUGCCUUUCUACAGUUGUCUACCAUAGUGGAGGCGUCUCAGCUGCUUCAGAUUUUACAGGCUCUCCAGCCUCCUCUCUCUAUUGACACGAAGCCCAUUGUCGUGGAGUUUGCCAAAGGCUCCAAACGUGAUGUGUUUGUCACGGACGGUAGCAGGGUGAGCGCUGCUACAGUGGCCAGCACGGCUAUAGCUGCUGCACAGUGGGCUGUCACACAGACUGCUCAGAAUGGUGGAGGCCAGAGUGUAGAUACAGCAGUAUAUCAGCAGGGGGCAGCAGUGACAUAUGGUCAGGAAGGGCAUGAUGGCUCCGCUUUCAAGGCCCAGGCAGACACCAGGUUGGUUGCUUUACCCAGUGUUGGCGCAGGCCUCAAUGGGCCAUAUCCAGGAGGAGCAGCCCCAGCUCUCAUUUCAUCUGACGCAGUAAAGUCUGGAUCAGCAGUUGUGCAGCAGACACAUACACAGACUACACUCAUCCCCACAGCAACCACGCAGGUUGAAAUUGUAGGAAAACCACAACCCGCUACUGCUGCUGCCAGCCAGCCUGCAACCCCAGGCACCGAACAUGAGCUUCAGCAAUAUCCUGUGCCAGAUGUGUCCACAUACCAGUAUGAUGAAAGCUCUGGCUACUAUUACGACCCAUUCACAGGACUCUACUAUGACCCUAACUCCCAGUACUACUACAACCCCCAUUCUCAGCAGUACAUGUACUGGGAUGGAGAGAAACACACGUACAUUCCUGCUGCCAGCCAGGCAAACACUGAAGGUGGUCCUCGGAGUGAUGGUGCAGCCCCUUCAGACUCGAUGUUUGGCAGCCCUGGCAGUAAGGAGAAGAAAGACAAACCCAAGAAUAAAACUGCCCAGCAGAUUGCCAAAGAUAUGGAGCGUUGGGCGAAGAGCCUGAAUAGACAAAAGGAAAACAUGCGCUCUGUCUCUUCGUCUCCUGCCGUCGGCUCAGCUCUUCCCCCUGGUUACGCUCGAGCUCCUGGCCACAGUCGUCUAGACGACCACAGAGAAUCUGCGAGUGCUGAUGCAGGUUACGCUGUUCUGGAGAAAAAGGGGGCACUGUCUGAACGGCCUCAGAUUUUCCUGGACCAGCUCCGGCAGAGUACAGAACAGUCCCCUCCUCAGCAGCAGGGACUGGUCCCAGCCUACAGCGGAGAAACUGACAGCGAAGAAGAAGGAGGUGAAAAAGAUGAGAAGGAAGGGAGAAUGACAGACUGGGUUAAACUGGCCUGUCUGCUCUGUAGGAGGCAGUUCCCAAGCAAGGAGGCCCUCAUCAGGCACCAGCAGCUCUCUGAGCUACACAAGCAAAACUUGGAGCAGAGAAGAAACCAGCAGGAAGCUGCAGCCAAAGAGAGACAAGCAGAUGGAUCUGAACCUCCUGAUUCCAAGAAGAGGAAGUUCAGCCUCAUGGACGGGAUCUCAGGCAGUAGUCUUGGUGCCAGGAUGCUGCAGGGAGGCGUGAAAAGGGGGCUUCUACUACGCAACAUGCAAGUUGAGUGACCCCUCUGCAGCAAACCUUCUGGCCCAGAAAAGACGAGGACAAAGCCCAGCACCCAUCUCUACACCUUUAACGUCAUAUAGAUUAAUAAAAUCCUCAUCCUUUUGGAGUGACAUUAUAAUUACCUCAACAAUGGUAAUAAUCUGAACUGAUCCUGUAGCAGUAGAUGUCAGGAUAUUGCACAGAUUGCACCUUUUUGCUUGCUUCCUGAUUGAUGCAGUUUAGAGUUCUCACUUAUUUCAGAGCACGCAUGUGCGCGUGAGUGUGAACAGUUUUUUUUUGUUGUUGUUGUUCGGAAACUUUUGCUGUGAGAAAAUUAAAGAUCUGUAUAGAUCUUUAUAUCAGCAAAGGGACAUUUCUAAUAUAACUGUCUAUGCACCAUAGAUUCCUUUGUUAAUUUAAUGCUAUAUGCCUUGUCAUUCAGUGAAUGACUUAUUUGGGCACAAACUGUGUGUAUAUUUUAGAAUGAACACUUUUAUACAACAGUGACUGUGACCUCUAGUGGACAGGGGUCAAACUAACACUAGUGUGUAGGUGAAGUGUCUCAGUUUAUCAUAUAGCAGCUAUGAAUUCACAAUGUAAUACAUCUUUGGAGAAAAUGUAUUUUUUAUUUGUGUAUUGUUCCGUAUUCAGUAAUGUGACAAUGUUUCAUCUAACUCAUGUAAAUGAAUUCAAAAUAACACAUUUUCAUCAAUCUUGA
Messenger RNA from Mugil cephalus (flathead mullet), 3688 nucleotides. RefSeq names its product RNA binding motif protein 10 (gene rbm10). Gene Ontology annotation, cellular component: nucleus. Gene Ontology annotation, molecular function: RNA binding. The transcript has 23 exons. NCBI's taxonomy places the organism in Eukaryota, Metazoa, Chordata, Actinopteri, Mugiliformes, Mugilidae. Gene Ontology annotation, biological process: mRNA splicing, via spliceosome. Bases 186 to 2990 code for a protein of 934 amino acids. The record is from RefSeq and is a predicted model, not a curated record.